CAUAAAACGUAUUCAACGACGAUUUUCUGUCACCUAAAAAUCACUUCCUUUUCCCUUUUAAAUUCCCAUCUUAUUUUACCCAUUUCCAUAUCCGUUUCAACUAAAUCAUCAAUGGCAGACUCCAAAUCUAAGAGGUGUGCAGUUGUUACGGGAUCAAACAAAGGCAUUGGAUUUGCCAUAUGCAAGCUUCUGGCUUCCGAAGGGAUUGUGGUGGUAUUGACUGCAAGAGAUGAGAAGAGAGGACUCGAAGCCGUGGACAAGCUUAAACUAGAGUCUGGCCUCUCUGACCAUGUCUUCUUCCACCAGCUCGAUGUCUCCAAUCCUGCCAGUGUUUCAUCGCUUGCAGACUUCAUUAAGCGCCAAUUUGGAAAGCUUGAUAUUCUGGUGAACAACGCUGGCGUCUUGGGAUGCAUUGUGGAUUAUGAUGGGUUAAGAGCAGCCGGCGUGGGAAAGAAGCGAUUUAAGUGGAGUGAAAUCUCAACAUCGACCUACGAGUUAACUGAAGAGUGCAUUAACAUCAACUACUAUGGUGCCAAAAGGAUGGUUGAUGCACUCAUCGGCCUCCUCCAACUAUCAGACUCGCCGAGGAUUGUUAAUGUUUCCUCCACCUCCGGGAAGCUAGCGCUUUUCCCGGAUGGCUGGGCUAAGAACGUCUUUAGCGAUGCCGAAUGCCUCACAGAAGAAAAGGUGGACGAGGUAUUGAAGGAGUUUCUAAAAGAUCUUAGGCAAGGUUCUCAUGGGACCAAAGGCUGGCCUGCUUCUCAUUCUGCUUAUAUAGUUUCUAAAGCGGCGUUAAACGCUUACACGAGGAUUUUAGCAGCCAAGUACCCCACGUUUCGUGUAAAUUGCGUCUGCCCUGGAUUCGUCAAGACGGAUAUAUUGCACAACACCGGUGUCUUGACUCCGGAAGAAGGCGCGAAGGGUCCCGUCAGUCUGUCCUUGCUGCCCGAUGACGGCCCAACUGGCCGAUUCUUUCAAGGGACGAAGGAAUUGUCCUUCGUCUCGUUUGAAGAUGGUUCUGAAUUUCCCAAUGGCGAAAAAAUUAUAUAUCCUGAUUUUAACUGAAGAUGUUCCGUCUUUGGAAUGUAGACAUUUGCAAUAUAUUGCUUUUGUGUGAGAAAUAGACGUGUGGAAUAGCUACUGAUAAGAGAGAGGAGAGAGAGAGAGAGAGAGAGAGCAAAAAAUAAGAAAUUCACUUUCUACUCUUAAAAGGAUUUGAAUAUGUUGUUCGAUGGACCAUUCAUGUAAGGUUUACACAUAAAUAAUGGUAUGGAACUCUUUGUA
Eucalyptus grandis is the source of this 1284-nucleotide messenger RNA. RefSeq names its product (+)-neomenthol dehydrogenase. Gene Ontology annotation, cellular component: membrane. The record is from RefSeq and is a predicted model, not a curated record. The transcript is spliced from 5 exons. Bases 112 to 1065 code for a protein of 317 amino acids. Gene Ontology annotation, molecular function: oxidoreductase activity, acting on the CH-OH group of donors, NAD or NADP as acceptor. NCBI's taxonomy places the organism in Eukaryota, Viridiplantae, Streptophyta, Magnoliopsida, Myrtales, Myrtaceae.